UACUUGACGAUUUCAAUUUGUUUCCAGCCUAACCACACAACACCAUUGGAUGAAAUAAAUCCCCGACAAGGUCAGACUCAACUAUGCAUGAAAGUAUUCGUUCAAAGGGAUUACAGUGAUGGAACAACUGUCAGAUUUCAAACUCUAUUUCCACCAGAACUGGAAGGAAAGCUGGAUAAAGGAGCUUUCAUGUAUACCGUCACUCAGCUGAAUGCCAAUUUUGCUGAAGCUGAGAAAGGAUCAUGCAGUACCUACUGUGAAGGAUGCUUAGCUUGCAUUACAGCUUACCUUAUGUACAUUUGCUCUGAAACUCAUUAUGAGAAGUGCUUGAGGAAGGUGGCCAAGUUUGUAGCAGAACAAAAUGAACGAGUGUACAUGCCAAGAGGUCUCCUAUUAACGAAUCCUGUCGACAGGGGUCUACGAGUCAUUGAAAUAUCGAUAUUGGACCAGCCAAUGGUUGCUAGGACAUGACUUUCUUUAUCUGAAUCGACAGAGGAAUUCUUCAUGUAAUCAACAACUUCAUCAUUCACCACUACUCUUCACGGCCAUUCUCAACUUAAUUUUGCACCGACUUUGUGUGUUCUGUCCUGACACUGUAUUUAUAGAUAUAUUUUUAUAAUGUGGCGUCUAACCAUAGUAUAUUGUUAACUGAUCAUGAUAGUUUAGUACUAUUAACCAUUAGACAAUGAUAAUAUUAUGAGAAAGACAAUGCGGCAUCUUAUUAUUUAUAUUGUCCUUGAGUUUGCAUGACUUAAUAAUUUUUUGAAGAUGAAUUGCAAUUACUUACUUGAGGAAAUAAUCUUGAGGAGAUGCAAUGCCAUUUUUUGUUGAAUCGACAUCGUACGCCAAAAUUUCAUCAUCAUCCAAAUGCGACGACCCUUGCACGAAUUUCGCAAACCUUAUGGGAUUCUUGAGCCGGGUCAUAACUCGCCACUGGUCACAGUCUGGACUGGAACAAUAGCCGCGUAAUUCAUCCAAAGCUCUGGCCGUUUCUCGUGCCCCUUGCUCGUGGUAUUCAUCUUCACUCAAAAGCUUUCUCUUCGGUGUUGGUCGAAAUCGUUUCAUGAGAGUUAUGAUUGAGAUGAACCACGACUUGGGAAUAUUGUAAGUCACCAAAAGAAGAAGUUCAACUCCAAGUACUGCUUCCUGGAAGUAGCUGCACAUAAAUAUUGAUACCAGAGCAGCGCCCUGUAAACACCAUUUGAUAAGGUUGAUGCUUCUGGGAUCAGAGACGGGUCCAAAUCUGUAGCAGACGAUGAAGCUGAUGAGUGAGGUGGUAAAGAAGUAUCCAAUCACGUAUUCUUUGUAAAGCAUUGAGAUGUUGCGCACAUUUUCCAUCAUCAGCUGAAAAGCGUAGAAAGUUAUGGCUGAUCCUCCCAGGAAGAGUCCGUACAUCAAAGGUCUCUUUGUAGUUAUACAAUUAUAAAUUUGAUUCUUAUUUUCAUAGUAUUGAGGAAAAUUAUUAAUUUCAGAUGAUGAACUUUUCAUUUUCAAGUACUUUGAUUUCUAAGUAGGUAAACCUUGUUUACACGAUGCCAGUCAGAGGGCAAGUACCUUGGACAAAGCUACCCGUCUUCCAACCAGCCUCGUGUAAUCUAGGUUGUAGAGUAGUACAUUGCUCACAGUGGUCGGUAUGGAAAUGAUCCUAUUUCCCGCUUUCAAAAACAACAAACCUGCCUUAUCAUUUGUAAUCAAGGAGUGCCAACAAUAACAUCGAGCUUGCACUUGUGUGAUUAUAAAAGUGAUUACUCAUAUGCAUUGUUAAUUGCUGCACUCCAGCUCACAAUGUUUUCAUCAAGUCAAGUAUUGUGAUUAUUCACUUCAGUCUACUAAUAUCUAUGACAAAGAUAAGCUACUGUGAAUCGGACUUACUGCUCUAAAAUCCACUCUCGCAGGAGCAUGUUUGUUAACAUCGUUCCUCGGCUCCCAGAACAGACUAUAGAGGUGUUAAUCCAAUAGCUCAAGAUUGGUUCCAACUAUUUCAAUAAUCCCUAUUUGUUUUUCAUUACUAGAUUUUCCGAACAAUUUCUGGUGUUUCAGCGUCACUUUGAUGAACUCUCAUAAGAAUGCCAUUUUCAAUAGUCUGUUUUUUACAAUACAUUUCUACAGCUGAUAUAUUGAACAAUAGCCAAUUAAAAUUUUCUAACCAAACCAAUUAAUUUAUUGUUGAAUUAACUUGAAACAAAUUAUUGAAUGAGUCAUGACUCAUUCUGCAAUUGUUUAAUCUUUUUAUUUUUAGCUCCAGGCAAGUAGGUCUAAGGAUGUCCAAUUCACAUAAGAUAGAAUGGGACUUUCAAAUGAAGAACCUAGUAUGUUGUGACUAAUCUUUGAAAAUGUAUGCCCGAUACCCUUACCCCCAAACCUUGAAUUGAUUCAAUCCUAGAUCCGCCACUGCUUAGCUUUGCUGACAAUACAUUGAUUUCUACUCAUUGGUUCUAAAAUAUUGAAUGUUUAUUUAAUAAUUUAGUUUUAAUAUUGUCAGUGAAAAUUGUGGAAGAUUUUCUUUGUUGAUUCAGAUGUUAAUAAUCUUAUUAUGAUUGGAUGUUAUUCAAGAAGUACUGUGGUACUGUAAUUGUUGUAAUGUUUUAAUUCCAGAUUUCAAUAUCAUAAAAAUUUAUUAUGAAUAGAUGUCUGUGAAUUUAUUGUUUACGUGUUUCACUUUAUCAUGAUAGUGUAAAUAAUUAAUAUUUCUUUGACUUUUCCAUUUGUCUAUUUAUAUAACAAUUAUAAUUUAUAUUAUAUAAUAACAAUUCUUGUGUACCUAUAUUGUUAACUCCGCCAUCUACCAAUAUGGUAGAAGGAUAAAUAAUUAUAUGAGAGGAAUUUCUAUGUAUAGAUUCCAUUACAUUAAAUGUAUGUUCUAAAUGUAUUAAGUUGUCUUCCUUCUUGUGAUUAUGCAUAAUUAUUUCAUCAAUCUAUAUCAUUUAGUUAUUUUCAUCACAUAAUGCUGUAUUAUUGUAAUCAAUAUAUUGUAUCAAAGUAAUAGUCUUGUGUUGUGAUAAUAUAUAUUCUACCUUUUUAUUAUGAG
Messenger RNA from Nilaparvata lugens (brown planthopper), 3028 nucleotides. Its product is annotated as golgin subfamily A member 7B. Bases 88 to 471 code for a protein of 127 amino acids. The record is from RefSeq and is a predicted model, not a curated record. NCBI's taxonomy places the organism in Eukaryota, Metazoa, Arthropoda, Insecta, Hemiptera, Delphacidae. Gene Ontology annotation, cellular component: palmitoyltransferase complex. The transcript has 4 exons. Gene Ontology annotation, biological process: peptidyl-L-cysteine S-palmitoylation; protein targeting to membrane.